AAACUGAAGCAAGCAGUGCCCAGGUCCCUAUAACAGCAGAUGGCUUUCUGACAUCAGCAGAGACUGGUGCUUUUUCCCAGGUACAAAGGACCUCCAGACCAGAGCCAGCCAGCAGCAAAAAGAGCAUGGAGCUGAGGAGUACAGCAGCCCCCAGAGCUGAGGGCUACAGCAACACAGGCUUCCAGAAUGAAGAAAACUUUCUUGAGAACGAGAACACAUCAGGAAACAACAACUCAAUAACGAGCAGAGCUGUGCAAAGCAGGGAGCACACAAACACCAAACAGGAUGAAGAACAGGUUACAGUUGACCAGGAUUCUCCAAGAAACAAAGAAGGCACGGAGGAUGAUGAGGAGGAGAUGCAACAAAAAGGGUGUUUGGAAAGGAGGUAUGACACGGUAUGUGGUUUCUGUAGGAAACACAAAACCAUUCUUUGGCACAUCAUCUGGGGCAUUUUAUUAGCAGGUUAUCUGGUUAUGGUGAUUUCGGCCUGUGUGCUGAACUUUCACAGAGCCCUUCCUCUUUUUGUGAUCACCGUGGCUGCCAUCUUCUUUGUUGUCUGGGAUCACCUGAUGGCCAAAUACGAACAUCGAAUUUAUGAGAUGCUGUCUCCUGGCAGAAGGCUUCUAAACAGCCAUUGGUUCUGGCUGAAGUGGGUGAUCUGGAGCUCCCUGGUCCUAGCAGUUAUUUUCUGGUUGGCCUUUGACACUGCCAAAUUGGGUCAACAGCAGCUGGUGUCCUUCAGUGGGCUCAUAAUGUACAUUGUCCUGUUAUUUCUAUUUUCCAAGUACCCAACCAGGGUUUACUGGAGACCUGUCUUAUGGGGAAUCGGGCUACAGUUUCUUCUUGGGCUCUUGAUUCUAAGGACUGACCCUGGAUUUAUAGCUUUUGAUUGGUUGGGCAGACAAGUUCAGACUUUUCUGGAGUACACAGAUGCUGGUGCUUCAUUUGUCUUUGGUGAGAAAUACAAAGACCACUUCUUUGCAUUUAAGGUCCUGCCGAUCGUGGUUUUCUUCAGCACUGUGAUGUCCAUGCUGUAUUACCUGGGACUGAUGCAGUGGAUUAUUAGAAAGGUUGGAUGGAUCAUGCUAGUUACUACGGGAUCAUCUCCUAUUGAAUCUGUAGUUGCUUCUGGCAACAUAUUUGUUGGACAAACGGAGUCUCCACUGCUGGUCCGACCAUAUUUACCUUACAUCACCAAGUCUGAACUCCACGCCAUCAUGACUGCUGGGUUCUCUACCAUUGCUGGAAGCGUCCUAGGUGCAUACAUUUCUUUUGGGGUUCCAUCCUCCCACUUGUUAACAGCGUCAGUUAUGUCAGCACCUGCGUCAUUGGCUGCUGCUAAACUCUUUUGGCCUGAGACAGAAAAACCUAAAAUAACCCUCAAGAAUGCCAUGAAAAUGGAAAGUGGUGAUUCAGGGAAUCUUCUAGAAGCUGCAACACAGGGAGCAUCCUCCUCCAUCUCCCUGGUGGCCAACAUCGCUGUGAAUCUGAUUGCCUUCCUGGCCCUGCUGUCUUUUAUGAAUUCAGCCCUGUCCUGGUUUGGAAACAUGUUUGACUACCCACAGCUGAGUUUUGAGCUAAUCUGCUCCUACAUCUUCAUGCCCUUUUCCUUCAUGAUGGGAGUGGAAUGGCAGGACAGCUUUAUGGUUGCCAGGCUCAUAGGUUAUAAGACCUUCUUCAAUGAAUUUGUGGCUUAUGAGCACCUCUCAAAAUGGAUCCACUUGAGGAAAGAAGGUGGACCCAAAUUUGUAAAUGGUGUGCAACAAUAUAUAUCAAUUCGUUCUGAGAUAAUCGCCACUUAUGCUCUCUGUGGUUUUGCCAAUAUCGGGUCCCUAGGAAUCGUGAUCGGCGGACUCACAUCCAUGGCUCCUUCCAGAAAGCGUGAUAUCGCCUCGGGGGCAGUGAGAGCUCUGAUUGCGGGGACCAUGGCCUGCUUCAUGACAGCCUGCAUCGCAGGCAUACUCUCCAGCACUCCUGUGGACAUCAACUGCCAUCACGUUUUAGAGAAUGCCUUCAACUCCACUUUCCCUGGAAACACAACCAAGGUGAUAGCUUGUUGCCAAAGUCUGUUGAGCAGCACUGUUGCCAAGGGUCCUGUUGAAGUCAUACCAGGAGGAAACCACAGUCUGUAUUCUUUGAAGGGCUGCUGCACAUUGUUGAAUCCAUCGACCUUUAACUGCAGUGGGAUCCCUAAUACAUUUUGAAGUCAGCCACUUCUCCAGUGGAACUCUGAAGUACAGAUGCUGAAUUUUCUACUUUGGAAAGAAAAAAAAAAGCUAUUGUCCACAGAUUGAUGCUUCCAUAAUGGAAUCAGCUUUAUUUGCAAGGAAUGAAGAAAAACAAGAGUGGACCUUCAAAGCUACAUUUUCCUCCUCCCCUCCCUCCCCACCAGCCCCUUCCCCACCAAGAACCGCUAUGAUGUCCCAAAGUGAGGUGUUGUUGAUUCCAGUCUCAAUGGGAUUUUCUGACUUUAAUGUUUGCAAGGCAUUUCACCAGAAUACAGCUAUAAAUGGCAGCUCCCAA
Molecule: messenger RNA, 2523 nt
Organism: Pongo pygmaeus (Bornean orangutan)
Lineage: Eukaryota; Metazoa; Chordata; Mammalia; Primates; Hominidae
Gene: SLC28A3
Product: solute carrier family 28 member 3
Exons: 18
Coding region: 126-2204 (692 amino acids)
Biological process (GO): pyrimidine nucleoside transport; purine nucleoside transmembrane transport
Cellular component (GO): plasma membrane
Molecular function (GO): pyrimidine- and adenosine-specific:sodium symporter activity; purine-specific nucleoside:sodium symporter activity
Source: RefSeq, a predicted model, not a curated record